ACAGUGUGGAGCCGACAGCACCGGGACAGGACCCGCCGCCACCUUCCUCCACAACAACAACAACAGCGAUAACAAGGACACCAUGUACUUUCCUGCAGAAUAUGACUCUCCUUCCCGCUGCAGCAACUCGCCCUCGGCCGGGGAGCCGCAGUACUACUCCCCCGCAGAUUCCUUCUCCAGCCUGGGGAGCCCCCUGAGCAACGCACAGGAUUUCUGCCCGGAUCUGGCAGUGACCAGUGGCUCCAGCUUCGUGCCGACCGUGACGGCCAUCACCAGCAGCCAGGACCUGCAGUGGCUCGUGCAGCCGGCGGUCAUCUCCUCCAUGGCUUCUUCCCAGGGCCGCCUACACCCCUACAGCGCGCUGCCCGCCUACCCUAGGACCAGCAUCCUCAAGCCAGGCAGGCAGCACUCCGGCAGGAGGGGCAAGAUGGAGCAGCUGUGCCCUGAGGAGGAGGAGAAGCGGAGAGUGAGGAGAGAACGCAACAAACUGGCUGCUGCCAAAUGCCGCAACAGGAGGCGGGAGUUGACUGACACACUGCAGAUGGAAACUGAGCAGCUGGAGGAUGAGAAGUCGGAGCUGCAGGAGGAGAUCGCCGGCCUCCUGAAGGAGAAGGAGAGGCUGGAGUUUGUUCUUGCUGCUCACAAACCAAUCUGCAAGAUCCCGAGCCAGGACCUGGCCUUGAGCAGCCAGGGGCUCUCCACAGCAGGGCCAGUGUGUCUGCCAGUAGCACCGGCACCUCUUCUGGCCAACGCCAAACUGACAGAUACUCCGAGCUCGGUGGAGAUGGAGGAAUUUGUCUUUCCGACUUACAAGAAAGCACCAGUGGAGGCGGUGAGGAGCGUCCCUGACAUGGACCUGCUCAGCUCCUUCUACGCGGACUGGGAGCCACUCUACACCUCGGUGUCUGCCGACUCAGAGCCGCUCUGCACCCCUGUGGUCACUUCCACCCCGACCUGCACCACCUACACCUCUUCUUUCCUCUUCACCUACCCCGAGGCCAACUCGCACAGGCAGGGCGCCAGCGCUGCCAGCAGCAGCAGUGACCAGUCUCAGGACUCCCUCAGCUCUCCCACUCUGCUGGCCUUGUGAGCCGCCCCUCCUGCCGGCACUGUGCAACCCAUGCUCUGCCCCAGAGCAUAGCCCCGGCCCCGGGGUGUAACUAGUGUGUGAGACCAUGAUUACAGUAACUGGGUCUGAACUGUGGUGCUAGAUCUACAAGGUGUUUUGUCAACAGUGCAGCUGACUCUGAAACUUAACUACUGUAUCCCUUCCAUUAUUGUGUUUGUUAAAUAUAAAUUAUUUAUUGUAAAAUAAAUUUAUUUUCUAGCUAUCAGACAUACUGAACAUAAAGCUCACGCUUCCCUGAUCACUCGCUCCAUCCUGUAACAGUGGUCACUAUACUAUGGACAUCAGUUUUCCAUGAAAACGUUUUGUGUGUUUAAUUUAUUUAGAGAAGAUUUAUUUUUUCUACUUUAUUUUUCAUGUGUAAGAUGAUAUAAUGAGGUGUUUGCCCCGUGCUAACAUUCAAUAAACGUGAACUAAAUCACC
This is a messenger RNA of Callorhinchus milii (elephant shark), 1549 nucleotides long. RefSeq names its product Fos proto-oncogene, AP-1 transcription factor subunit (gene fos). The transcript is spliced from 4 exons. Gene Ontology annotation, molecular function: DNA-binding transcription factor activity, RNA polymerase II-specific; RNA polymerase II cis-regulatory region sequence-specific DNA binding. Gene Ontology annotation, cellular component: nucleus. Gene Ontology annotation, biological process: regulation of transcription by RNA polymerase II. The record is from RefSeq and is marked provisional. The coding region runs from base 83 to 1090 and encodes 335 amino acids. NCBI's taxonomy places the organism in Eukaryota, Metazoa, Chordata, Chondrichthyes, Chimaeriformes, Callorhinchidae.